Messenger RNA from Owenia fusiformis, 514 nucleotides. The record is from the annotation of a GenBank genome assembly. NCBI's taxonomy places the organism in Eukaryota, Metazoa, Annelida, Polychaeta, Sabellida, Oweniidae.
GCUAGGCUACCGCCUAUGAUAACAAAUCAAUACAAUAUGAGUGCAUUAUACAUAUACAUGUAUUAUUGUGUAAAUAAGGCCAGUACAGUUGUAGAAUUCACCGACAAACAGUAUGACUAUCAGAGGAUAAACAUACAUUUGAACUGUUUUAAAUUCCUGUUGAAAAGCAACCAACUGCCAGGACCUCUGCUUUAUACAGGGCCAGAUGGACUAAGAGAUCAACGACUUGCUGUUAAUACCCCGGGAAACAGUGUUGGGGUGUGCAACUCAAACGAGCACACAAGUGAACUAGGCUACUUGAGCCGAGCUCCAACCGACAUGAAAUUUCCAAAAGCCAAAAAUGGAAAUAUUGGAGAAAUCGGAUGGGAGGUCGAAUAUUUUAAAGUGAAAAAGGGCAUUUAGUAAAUGGACUAUUUAAAACGAUUGGUGCUUUUUAUAAUUUUCAAACAAGCUUAUUAUUUAAUUAUGUAGUAGUAUUUCAUACUUAUGGAAUUAUAAAGAUUAUUAAAUGACA